This is a messenger RNA of Cantharellus anzutake, 1363 nucleotides long. RefSeq lists its product as uncharacterized. NCBI's taxonomy places the organism in Eukaryota, Fungi, Basidiomycota, Agaricomycetes, Cantharellales, Hydnaceae. Bases 174 to 1310 code for a protein of 378 amino acids. The transcript has a single exon. The record is from RefSeq and is a predicted model, not a curated record.
GAUUUAGCCUUCGGAACAGUAUGGAGUCCUAUGUUUGGUGUGGAUAACCUCAGGAUUAUUUCGCUGGUUUACGACUCAGAUGGCAUUACCCCGAAGGAUUGGGAAGCCCAGGUCUUGCGCGCUCUUGGCGCGGUAAACAUCCGAGCUCAUUAUGCCAGCCCCACAACGCGAGUAUGGCUAAAGUAUAUGACCAGCUGGCUCAACACCGCCUUCAGGUCGAGACAGUGACUGCCGGAGCUGACCGUGCUAUCACCACUCUGACUGAACAGAUGCAUCAGACUAAUGAGGUUGUGAGCUCUAUGUCUUCUGUCGUUCAAGCUCAAAGCCACACCGUAGCCGCGCUUAACAGAUUGAUGGCUGGAAUGGUACACACUAUCGGCGGACAGAUGCAGGUUUCAGGCCUUUGUGAAGAGAUUACUCUUCUUGUGUUGGAGCGGGAUCACGCAAAGACAGAUGCCGAGAAGGAUGCCAUCACCAACAAAAUUAUGGUUCUUCACCAACGAGUUCAGUCUGCUUCCGAAAUGAAUAGCGUGUUGUUCAAGAGCCUCUCAGAUCUCCAAAUCGGCACCAGCAUGACUAUCGACUGCCUGUCUCCUCAACAGGCGAUUCAGUCAUCAUCCAUCCAAUUUGACGAUGCCGAUAUGGCCCUGGAGUCCCCAGGCACACCCGAUGAUCCUGGCCCAUCAGCUAAACACCAUCGUAAGGUGCCGUAUCUGAUGCAUUCUUUGCUCUUUCAUGCCUCAGUCAUUCGACUAUGUCGAUCCUUCGAUGCCCUCUACCAUCUAAUCUUCUCUGUUCUUGGGCCCCCUUACUCACCCCCUGUUUUUCCUGCUUCUUCAGGGCUGAAUUUCCGCUUGGUAUCCGAUCAUGUUUCCUUUUCCCCUACUGCUCCAUCUCUUCCGCUAGUUAACUUUCCCUCUGUCUUACCCCCUGCCUUGCUUGCUUCUUCAGGGCUGAAUUUCUGCACACUGUCUGAUCACAUUUCGCUUUCCCCCUCUGUUCCUCCAUCUGUUCCUCAUGUUAAUUUUCCCUCUGGUUUACCUUUUCAGUCAGCACAUGCAAGUGGACCUCUCCUGUCUACUGCUCUGACCUGUGUUUCAGUGUUCUGUUCUGCAGCUGUCCCAGUUUCCCUUCCCCAUGUCUCAGUUGUUUCGUUGUCUGUGGCCUAUUUGUGGGUGUACUUCUCUAUACAAACCAUUGUACGGGCUUUGGUUUGCAAACCCCCAUUUCUUGUUGUUACAUUUCCUGUUCUUUCUCUUCUUACCGGGGGCCCAAGUGACUUCAAUGGAUUUCAGUGUUCUCGUGGCUAACGUGAACGGACUGGGAAACGCUUUCAAGCUCCAUCUCAUUAUGUCCCUCAUCA